CGAACCUCACUUCAACGCCAGCAGCGACGAAAAGUCGGUAAAUUGGUCAAAUACGCUUGUCGCCAUCCUGAAAGGUCAUUGUUCUUCUGUUUGAACGCAAAUAUGACCAGCGCCGACGUUCGCGACGCGUUCAACCUUCCCGCCAAGCCGGAGGGAGGACCACCAGCACCAAAGAAGGUCAAGGCCCCGCAGCCUCGUCUUGAUGGUAUCACUCGUGAGCUAUACUCGCUGCUCGGCGACAACGUCCCACCAGUCGCCAUCCAACAGAACAAGUUCAAAGAGCGACCAAAGCUCCGACAGAAAGCUGCAUCAUGGAUAUGGAAACCUUUCUCCAACGGUGCGCGAGCAGAUGAACUACAGUUAAGUCAUUGGGUCAAGAAGAUAGACGGGCAAGAUGGCGAGGGAGCGAUGUACCGCUUUGAGGAGUUCAACAAAAGUGUGGACAUCAUUCAGUAUACCGACAUGGAGUACAACUCAGAGCUUCAGGAUGGGGAUUGGUCAAAAGAGGAGACGGACUACCUCUUCUCACUCUGCAAGGAAUAUGACCUGCGAUUCGUCGUCCUCGCAGAUCGUUACGAUUUCCAAGGAAGACAACGCUCCAUGGAAGAAAUCAAGGACAGAUACUACGCUGUAUGCCGAAAGAUCACUACUUCACGGACACCGCUAUCAAUCAUGACACCGCAGCAAAUGGAUCGCUAUCAUCAACUGCAAUACGACAAAUCACGCGAAGUGGAGCGGAAAGCAUAUGUCACCGCGCUUCUUCAGAGAUCACCCGAGGAGGUUGCGGAAGAAGAGGCCUUGUUCAUCGAAGCCAAACGUAUCGAGGCGAACGAGAAGCGUAUGGCCCAGGAAAGAGCAGAAUUGCUGAGACUCCUCGAGAGCCCACCGAGCAAGGGAUCGAUCGCAUCAUAUACCGGCUCUCAAGGUCUCGCUGCUCUUGCGAACAACAUGCUCCUUGCGGACAAGAACAAGAAGAAGAAGCCUACCAUCGACGGUAUCGUUGGCGUUCCAGGUGCUACCGCAACACCACCAGCAAAGGAAUCUCCAGCACCGCAAAAGAAACCACAGCACAACGCUCUCAAGAAACUUACUCCACGCGAAGAAGUCCUUUUCGGCAUUUCUUACCACGAGAAGCUCACGCCCGGUGUUGCUCUUCGUUCUACCAAGCUUUCUAACCUCAAGCCCACUGUCGCUCAGAAGGUCACCACGGCUAUGACCGAGUUGGGUAUUUCGACUACACUCACCAUGCCCACGGCUCGCACCAGUGCCAUGUACGAACAGUUACAACAAGCGAUUGGUGUACUGCUUGAGACGAAGAAGCAGGCGGACAAGUUGGAGACGGAGAUCAGGGUUGCGAGGGCUAGAGGUGGAAGCUUCGGAGAAGCUGAAGCGGAGGGACGAGGAAAGAGGGGUGGUAGCGUGGAUGAUGCUGGGAGAGCAUCGAAGAGGCCGAAGAAGCCAUAA
Saitoella complicata NRRL Y-17804 is the source of this 1464-nucleotide messenger RNA. RefSeq lists its product as uncharacterized. The record is from RefSeq and is a predicted model, not a curated record. Gene Ontology annotation, cellular component: Swr1 complex; NuA4 histone acetyltransferase complex. Gene Ontology annotation, molecular function: transcription corepressor activity. NCBI's taxonomy places the organism in Eukaryota, Fungi, Ascomycota, Saitoellomycetes, Saitoellales, Saitoellaceae. The transcript has 3 exons. The coding region runs from base 103 to 1464 and encodes 453 amino acids. Gene Ontology annotation, biological process: DNA repair; chromatin remodeling; negative regulation of transcription by RNA polymerase II.